This is a messenger RNA of Anopheles coustani, 1668 nucleotides long. RefSeq names its product WD repeat domain phosphoinositide-interacting protein 3. Gene Ontology annotation, cellular component: phagophore assembly site membrane; cytosol; extrinsic component of membrane. NCBI's taxonomy places the organism in Eukaryota, Metazoa, Arthropoda, Insecta, Diptera, Culicidae. The transcript is spliced from 3 exons. Gene Ontology annotation, molecular function: protein binding; phosphatidylinositol-3,5-bisphosphate binding; phosphatidylinositol-3-phosphate binding. Gene Ontology annotation, biological process: protein lipidation; nucleophagy; protein localization to phagophore assembly site. The coding region runs from base 292 to 1341 and encodes 349 amino acids. The record is from RefSeq and is a predicted model, not a curated record.
UCUUGGGAUUAUCGCUUUCUCUACACAGUAAUCGUUUGUAAUUUUCGCUUGCCAGCUGCGGCUAAGAAUAACCACUGAUAACUGAUUAGUGCAUAUUGGUGAUCUUCAUACGACAGUAGGCGGGUGAAGUAGAUAAAAUUACAUCAAACGCAGUACUGUCGUUCAACAAACAACGGAUUGUUGAGGGGAACGAAUCGAUCCACAAGUGAUGACGCAAAGAAUGUUAGCUUGAAUUGCAAGCAAACAAACUACUGUAGCGACUGCAUAAGGGUAGUGACUAAUAUACGAAAGAUGAAUCUUGUCGAUUGUAAUCCGUACGGGAAUGGUUUGCUGUACGCGGGAUUUAAUCAAGAUCAGGGUUGCUUCGCUUGUGCGACCGACAAUGGCUUCCGCGUGUACAACUGCGAUCCAUUGAAGGAGAAAGAGCGACAAAUCUUCCCGGAUGGUGGUGUGUCGUACGUGGAAAUGCUUUUCCGCUGCAACUAUCUUGCCCUAGUUGGAGGGGGACUGCGACCACUUUAUCCACCGAACAAAGUACUCGUCUGGGACGACCUCAAGAAGGCACCAGCCAUUUCUCUUGACUUUAACGCCCCCGUCAAAGGCGUGCGACUGCGGCGUGAUCGUAUCGUGGUGGUGCUGGAAGGAAUCAUCAAGGUGUACACAUUCACCCAAACUCCCACCCAGCUGCAUGUAUUUGAAACGUCGAAAAAUCCCCAGGGCUUAUGCGUGCUCUGUCCGAACAGCACCAAAUCGCUGCUUGCUUUUCCCGGUCGGCGCACUGGCCACGUACAGAUCGUCGAUUUGGCAAACACGGAAAAGGCCCCACAUGAGAUUAUCGCCCAUGAGACGGCAAUCAGCUGCAUAGCGUUGAAUUUGCAAGGUACCCGCUUGGCCACAGCCAGUGACCGAGGCACGUUGAUACGAAUAUUCGACACUAGCAGUGGUACCAAGGUGGCCGAGCUGAGACGAGGAUCAAAUCAGGCAAAGAUAUACUGCAUCAAUUUCAAUCAUCAGUCCACAUCCGUCGUUGUCUCUUCGGACCAUGGAACAAUACAUGUCUUCAACCUAGAGGAACCGAGCAAGGGACGUGAUGGAGGCCCAUCUGGAGGAGGUGUUGGCGGAUCUAAUCUGCUUGCUCGAUACUUUACCAGCCAGUGGUCUUUUUGCAAGUUUUCCAUCCCCCAAGGACCGCCCUGUAUUUGUGCAUUUGGAUCUGAGAGUAACUCAGUCAUUGUGAUAUGCGCAGAUGGACACUACUAUAAAUUUGUCUACAACAACAAAGGAGAAUGUUCGCGAGAAGUAUGCUCGCAGUUUCUUGAAAUGUCCGACGAUCAGACGUAGAAAGGACGAGGUCAAUGCGAAUUCGAAUGUAGCUUUAAGCUUCGAGUACCCACUGGAACUACUAUACCUAUCUCCACAGUUAUAGGGUGAAAAACCGCCCAAUUAUUAACAAAAUUUGGCGAAAUCGGGUUAAAAGAUGCGAAGAGAACAAAGUUAUAAGGCCUGUAUUGUAAAAGAAUGAAUAUGAUGCAAAGAUCAAACGAUCGAAGGACAAGAAGCAUAUUUAAUAUUUGAUGAAAUUCCUGCAGAACAUAUUCAACUUGAAGAUUACAUGAAUGUACCGUGAAUAUGACGUGAAUUGAAUACAUUUACACGUGCUUGGAAACA